This is a messenger RNA of Aphanomyces invadans, 2533 nucleotides long. Its product is annotated as aconitate hydratase, mitochondrial. The record is from RefSeq and is a predicted model, not a curated record. Lineage: Eukaryota; Oomycota; Saprolegniomycetes; Saprolegniales; Verrucalvaceae. Bases 58 to 2394 code for a protein of 778 amino acids. Gene Ontology annotation, molecular function: 4 iron, 4 sulfur cluster binding; aconitate hydratase activity. The transcript is spliced from 2 exons. Gene Ontology annotation, cellular component: cytosol; mitochondrion. Gene Ontology annotation, biological process: tricarboxylic acid cycle.
CUCGACAGUUGUGGAUGUGGCGCAGUGUCAAAUUUGCUGCGUCGGUCUCACGCCACCAUGAUGAUGUUGUCUCGCUCUGCGCCCCGGCUGCAAGCCAUCUCGCGCGCGUCCACGCGCGCGGCGUCCACGACCCCGUUGUCCGUGCUCGACCCCAAAGGCAGCGCCACGAUUGAAGAAACGUACGCCAAGAUGGAACACAAUCUCGGCGUGAUUCGCAAGACGUUGAACCGCCCGUUGACGUUGGCCGAAAAGAUCAUUUACGGCCACUUGGACGACCCCCACUUCGGCACCCCCAAACGCGGCGAAACGUACUUGAAGCUCCGCCCCGAUCGCGUUGCCAUGCAAGACGCGACGGCCCAAAUGGCCGUGCUUCAAUUCAUCUCGUCUGGUCUUCCCAAGACGGCCGUGCCGACCACGAUCCAUUGCGACCACUUGAUCACGGCGGAAAAGGGCUCGACCAUCGACUUGAACACGGCCAAAGACGUGAACAAGGAAGUGUACGACUUUUUGGCGUCUGCUGGCGCCAAGUUCGGCAUGGGUUUUUGGCGCCCUGGGUCUGGUAUCAUCCAUCAAAUCGUGUUGGAAAACUACGCAUUCCCUGGUGGUUUAAUGAUCGGAACGGACUCGCACACCGUGAACGCUGGUGGUCUCGGCAUGUGCGCCAUUGGUGUGGGUGGAGCUGAUGCCGUCGACGUGAUGGCCGGCAUGGCGUGGGAACUCAAGGCUCCCAAGGUAAUCGGGGUCAAGUUGACUGGCAAGUUGAGCGGCUGGACGUCGCCGAAGGACGUGAUCUUGAAGGUCGCCGACAUUUUGACCGUCAAGGGAGGGACCGGCGCCAUCGUCGAAUACUUUGGCCCUGGUGUCGAAUCGAUUUCGUGCACGGGCAUGGGCACGAUUUGCAACAUGGGUGCCGAAAUCGGCGCCACGUGCUCGACGUUCCCGUACACCCAACGCAUGGCCGACUACUUGAAUGCGACGAGCCGCCCCGGUUUGGCGUCGGCUGCCGACUCGUUCAAAGCCAACUUGGUUGCCGACGACGGUGCGCACUACGACCAGAUCAUCGAGAUCAACUUGGACACGUUGAAGCCGUUGCUCAACGGUCCGUUUACGCCCGACCGCGCCAACUUGGCCGGCAAGGGCAUGAAGGAAGCGAGUGAAAAGCACGGGUGGCCGACCAAGUUGUCGGCCGGGUUGAUUGGGUCGUGCACGAACUCGUCGUAUGAAGACUUGAGCCGCUGCGCCGACUUGACGCAGCAAGCCAAGAAGGCCGGCUUGUCGUUCAAGGUCCCGUACUACGUCACGCCCGGGUCGGAACAAGUGCGCGCCACGAUUGCGCGCGACGGCAUCCUCGAUACGUUUCUGGAAGCCGGCGGCACCGUGCUCGCGAACGCAUGUGGUCCGUGCAUUGGUCAGUGGAACCGCACGGACGUUCCUCAUGGCGUCAAGAACUCGAUUGUGACGUCGUACAACCGCAACUUUGCCAAGCGCGCCGACGGGAACCCGGAAACGCAUGCGUUUGUGACGUCGCCGGAACUAGUGACCGUGUGCUCGAUUGCCGGCACGACCACGUUUGACCCGGAAACAGACACGUUGACGACGCCCGACGGCAAGCCGUUCAAAUUUGACGCGCCCCAUGGCAAGGAAUUGCCGCCGCGCGGGUUUGACGCUGGCGAGGACACCUUUCAACCGCCGCCCGCCGACGGCUCUACGUUGACGGUCAAGGUGAGCCCGACGUCGGACCGGUUGGCGCUGCUCGAGCCAUUUGACGCGUGGGACGGCAAGGACUUUAUCGACUUGCCCGUCUUGAUCAAGGCCAAGGGCAAGUGCACAACGGACCACAUUUCGAUGGCCGGUCCGUGGUUGAAAUACCGCGGCCACUUGGACAACAUUUCCAACAAUAUGUUGAUUGGCGCGGUCAACGCCGAGAACGACGAAACGAACCACGUGCUGCAUCAGUUUCACGGCACGUACGACAAGGUGCCGGCCGUCGCGCGCGCGUACAAGGCGGCCGGCAUUUCGUGGGUCGUGGUGGGCGACGAAAACUAUGGCGAAGGGUCGUCGCGCGAGCACGCGGCGCUGGAACCGCGCCACUUGGGCGGCCGCGCCGUGAUUGUCAAGUCGUUUGCGCGCAUCCACGAAACCAACUUGAAGAAGCAAGGCAUGCUCCCGCUCACGUUUGCGACCCCGAGCGACUACGCCAAGAUUUCAGGCCGCGACAAGAUUUCGAUCGUUGGCCUCGACUCGUUUGCGCCCGGGAAGCCGCUGACGCUCCACGUGACGCCGCCGUCGGGCGACGCGUUUGAUGUCGUUGUCAACCACACGUUCAACGACGAACAAAUUGAAUGGUUCAAGAACGGCAGCGCGCUGAACUUGAUGAAAAAGUUGAACGCGUGACGUUGCCGAGAUAGAGGAUGCCGUCCAUAAUACACCCGUUUGGUUUGAGUGGUGGCUCAGCCCCGUUGGUUGCGCGGUGCCGCUGCCUGUGUAGAAUGGGCAUGAGGUCGUCGAUCGACGGCGUCCCGCCGCUCGUUGG